Molecule: messenger RNA, 1194 nt
Organism: Haliotis rufescens (red abalone)
Lineage: Eukaryota; Metazoa; Mollusca; Gastropoda; Lepetellida; Haliotidae
Product: hydroxylysine kinase-like
Exons: 5
Coding region: 32-1138 (368 amino acids)
Molecular function (GO): amino acid kinase activity
Source: RefSeq, a predicted model, not a curated record
CCUCUAUUAACUUCGGUCGUGCUGUGUAACGAUGUCGACCAGUCGACGCCCGGUGGUGACGGAAGGCGCGGUCAGGGAUAUCCUCCAGACCCACUACCUGCUGGAGGUGAAGGGCGUGCGUCAACUGGACUCGUUUAUGGACAGGAACUACAAGGUGACAUCUGCUGAUGGACGCGAGUUCGUUCUGAAAAUAGUCAACCCUGACGAGUCGGACAAUGACCAGCGGGUACAAGCACAGCUAGGUGUAGUGAACCAUUUGCGGGGACAUGGCUUCACUUGCCCAGCAUCGGUCGUCAACAAAAAUGGAUUACAUACUUGGAAGUCAACCUUCCCCAUCGGACAGGCAGAUGGUCCAGAAGAAUCGUGCGUGGUCCGCCUGAUGACGUUUCUUCCCGGAGAACCACUUGGCCGGUGCCACCAUCUGUUCUGCGGGGAGAUGUACAAGUGUUUGGGGGGUUUCCUGGCGCAACUACAUGCAGCACUGCAGGACCACCCUGAGUCCGGCCUCACGCUGGACGGUCACAAUGAGUGGAUGGCGGAGAAUGCUGGUCGUCUGCUUCAGUUUAUAUCGUCCCUGGAGGAAGAGAAAAUGUCCCGAGACAUCUGUUCAGUGAUAAAGAAUGUUGAAUCUUCGCUGAAGGAGAGAGGGCAUGCCAUGGAGCGAGGUGUGAUCCACGGAGAUUUCAAUGACUACAACAUCAUACUCCAUCCAGUCACAACGGAUUUCAAAGCAUCUUGUGUAGAUUCAAAGAAAACAUUUGGAAUAAUCGAUUUCAAUGAUAUAUGUUAUACUUACCGAGUAUUCGAGAUAGGUCGGCUAAUAGCUGAUGCUAUGACAAACUGUUGCUGCUCCGACCAGGAAGCCCUACAAAUCGGGGGUCAUGUUCUGGCUGGUUAUCUGUCUGUCAGGCAGCUGUCCACUGAGGAUGUGACAAUGAUAUAUGACGCAGUCUGCAUCUCUUUCUGCCAGUAUUAUGUUCUUGGCAUACACGCGAUGUCCCAACAGACGGACAACCCCCACUGCUGCUUGGGAACUGCCGAGGCAAGACAAUGGCUAGAGAGAGUGCUUGCAUUGUCCAGUCAAGCCUUGUGGGAAAUAUGGACCCCACUACUAUCGGAGUCUGGAAUCAGCAUGUAAAAGCAACUCUCAGGUGAAUAAAGAAAAGUCUUUGUUGAAAAGCUUACACCAAAUUG